Molecule: messenger RNA, 240 nt
Organism: Rotaria socialis
Lineage: Eukaryota; Metazoa; Rotifera; Eurotatoria; Philodinida; Philodinidae
Source: the annotation of a GenBank genome assembly
AUGAUUUUAUUCUUUUCAUUAGCAAUCGCUGUUAAUCGUACACUGCCGGUCGAAUGUGAAUUACCACGUUUACCAGGUCCAUGUCGGGGAAUGUUCCCAUCGUUUUAUUUUGAUGUAUCAACUAAGCAAUGCAAAGAAUUCACUUAUGGUGGCUGCCGAGGAAAUGCUAAUCGUUUUGAAACUGAAGAGAAAUGUCGUGUCGUCUGCGGGGAGAAAUAUGGCACGGAGGAAGAUACAUAA